This is a messenger RNA of Dreissena polymorpha, 1147 nucleotides long. RefSeq lists its product as uncharacterized. NCBI's taxonomy places the organism in Eukaryota, Metazoa, Mollusca, Bivalvia, Myida, Dreissenidae. The coding region runs from base 147 to 983 and encodes 278 amino acids. The record is from RefSeq and is a predicted model, not a curated record. The transcript is spliced from 3 exons.
UAGUUUGCUCAAGUUUCGGUUCUAUAUCAUGUCGUUUCAUUUAAUCCAUAUAAGCAACGAAAACCAAGGAUUGCUUGUAACGGAAAGUUAACCUCGCUCUGGUGUUGCAAGCAAUUAAUAGCUGUCUGGAAUAUGUCCUUGCCAAGAUGAACACAUUCGCAAUUAUCUUAGCUUCGCUGGUUGUGGUUAACGCUUACUAUAAGGGCGGACACAAGGGCAAGUGGGGACACGGCGGCUAUGGAGGCUAUGGAGGAUUUGACGGAGGUUACGGCAACGGAGGCUUCGGAGGUGGCUUUGGAGGCGGCUUAGGAGGUGGCCUUGGCGGCUGGGUGAAUGGAGGCUUCGGAGGCGGUUACGGCGGUUUCAGAAAUGGUGGUGGUUACGGUGGUUACGGAAAUGGUGGCUCCGCAGGAGAUUUCGGAGGCUGGGGAAUCGGAAACGGUGGUUAUGGAAAGGGCGGAUAUGGCGGCUACGGUGGUUACGGAAAGGGUGGACAUGGCGGUUACGGACUGGCAGGCGGUUAUGGUGGUUUUGGAAAUGGAGGCUUCGGAGGGUGGGGAAUGGGUGGCGGAUACGGUGGUUAUGGCAAUGGAGGCGGAUAUGGCGGUUACGGAAAGGGUGGAUAUGGCGGUUACGGAUUGGCAGGCGGUUAUGGUGGUUACGGAAAUGGAGGCGGUUAUGGUGGAUACGGAAAUGGAGGCUUCGGAGGUUGGGGAAUGGGUGGUGGUUACGGAGGUUACGGAAAGGGCGGAUAUGGCGGUUACGGAAUGGGAGGCGGUUAUGGCGGUUACGGGAUUGGAGACGGUUAUAGCGGUUACGGGAAUGGAGGUUUGGGAGGCGGCUUCGGAGGCGGUUUUGGUGGAAUGGUAGGCGGAUACGGAAUAGGUGGUUAUGGUGGUUACAACAAUGGAGGUUUCGGAGGUGUCUUCGGCGGCUGGGGACAUGGAGGCGGAUACGGUGGUUACGGAAAGGGAGGUUACUAGGCCGGCGUCGGAAGCGAUUACAUGAGGAGCCGGGGUUAACCAGUACACGGUAUCCUCAACAUUCGAAGAGACCAAGAUUUUUCAAUGGACAUCGAGCGCAUUUUUUAAAUGUUUAAUUACAUUAUUAUGUACAUAAUGUUUAUGCAAUUAGAUAUCAAAUUCAA